This is a messenger RNA of Scatophagus argus, 1456 nucleotides long. RefSeq names its product extracellular matrix protein 1-like. Gene Ontology annotation, biological process: signal transduction; regulation of bone mineralization. The transcript is spliced from 3 exons. Lineage: Eukaryota; Metazoa; Chordata; Actinopteri; Scatophagidae. Gene Ontology annotation, cellular component: extracellular region. The record is from RefSeq and is a predicted model, not a curated record. Bases 89 to 619 code for a protein of 176 amino acids.
GAAGGUCCAGUCUCGACAUCUUCAAUCGACUUGUAGGAGAGAAAUCUGCCUUUUCAAAAUCGAAGCCCUGCUACAAGAUCACACAACCAUGACUUCAGUUGGAGGCCUCGCAGGAUUUUGGUUAAUGGCACUGCUGACUCUUCAUGUAAAUGUGGGAGAGACCAAAAGAAACUCUCUAAAUGAGCCUGAUGUCCCCUUCCCGCCUGCCCGUCCCACCUCUGAGAACCUUGCUGCCAUUUGCCAUCAAGGUCAGGGACGUCCCAGAUACCCAGACAGCUUCUUCGGUGGCUCGGGUGCCAGCCACUUCCGCCGCCGUGGAAAGGCCAUCAACCGCCUGGAGUCGUGGUACACUUUGUGCUGCAGUGGACAAGUAGCUCAGUGGACCACCCAGAUCCUCUGCUGCGCCCAACAAGCUUGGAAACAAGCCCUGUCCCAGUUCUGUGUGGAAGAAUACUCCACCAUGACUGUCCCAUAUGAGUGCUGUGCCGACAGAGGAGAGACGCGGUGGACAUGCUUCGACAGCGAGCUGCCAAACCCAAACUACAAGCCAACACCAGGCUACACUGCACCCCCUGUCCCCCAGGAGCUGGGAUUCAUCUUCAAUGCAAAUGCUUGCUAAGUGGGAAACAAAGAUAAAUAUAUAUAGUGUGCAAAACAAAAUGUGGGUGAUAAAGUAAUAUUUCUUGUGUGUAACGUUGGGGAUUGAUAUUGAGUUAAGGUGCUCACGUGUCAUCUGGACAAACUUGCAUCAGAAAAUAUAAUACUAUUGUGUAUCCUGCAGAUCUUUGUCGCAGACCCUCAGAGGAGGCCAGGGCAUGCUGGUUGUUUUAGUAAGGAUGGCAACAGUUGUAUUUUUAACCAAGCUUUGUCACAGCAACAGGAAACUCAUCUUUUCAUUGCAAAUGUUCACUUUUAUAAUUCAAAUAAAUUGAGUGCUUCAUCCACAGUUUAUAACAUUGUUAGAGAAAUAAAGGAUAAAAUAAAGACACAAGAGUCGACACAUGCUAUUUAUCACUGAAAAAGUUGCAUAUGGAUUGUUUUUAUUGGCAGCUUCAAAUAAACAUUCAAAUAAACAUAAAAAAAUAAAUAGAUAACAUGUAAUAACACAAAUUCCCAUUAGGGGGCACUAUUGGCUGUCACAGUUAGGGGUGUGUCAUUUUGUCAUUUACAGAUCAGAGAUCAAUAAGAAGCGAAGAAGUGUGCUCCCAGGCUGAAUAGCAAGGUGUAGUAACAGUCAUAAAUAGAUAUUUAAAACAAAUCUUACCACUGUUUGAUUGAGAUAUUUUAUACUAUCCGUGUUCCUCUAAGCUAACCGCUCUCGACAACAACAAUAAAAAGAAUGAAAUUUCCUGUUUGGUUUCAAAAAAUAAAAGUGGACCAUUUUAAAUCUAAAUCAGUGGGAACACAGCCUAAACAAAUACAAUAUUUGUGAUAAUAAAACAUAGUAUUUGCAGGC